Molecule: messenger RNA, 1003 nt
Organism: Linderina pennispora
Lineage: Eukaryota; Fungi; Kickxellomycota; Kickxellomycetes; Kickxellales; Kickxellaceae
Exons: 1
Coding region: 275-784 (169 amino acids)
Source: RefSeq, a predicted model, not a curated record
CCGACUGCUGAGAGCAGAAAGUAGAGAAAAAAAAGUAUGGCGGGGAUGGAGAAGAGAAAGAAAAGACGAGCCUUUUUCCACUCAAAUAUGGAACAGAGCUGCUAUGUUUCAAAGGACCGUGUGUGUUGGUCCUGAACAGUGAUUGAUGCUGCCGGUAUCCGCGCUGUUGUUGUUUGGCUCCGUUUUGUCUGAACCGAAAGUGAAGCCCCAGAACAAGACACCGCUCCUUCACGUAUAUAUGGGUGAGUCGGACGGCUGAUAUAGUACUGAGAGAAUGAGCAGAGAGGGGCGAAAAGGGGAAGGGAGGGAGAGACCACAGAGAAUGGCUGGUGGGUAUUUUUGUAGAGAAAGAACAGGAACAAAAAGCUGCGUUAGAGAAAAAAGAGGCAGGAGGGUUAAGAGCAGGCGAGAAGGCGAUGCUCACAGCACACAGGCCUCAAAGAGCUGCCUUUCGUUCCCAUCGACUCUAAUUGGGCAGCAGCGACACCACUCGAGCACCCUGCCCCCAAAUCACCCCAUGAGCGGCCUUGUGUCUCAGUUACUCGGGUGCAGAGACGCAUGGGAUCUCGCAAUUGAUGCACGCUCGGCGCCACAGACCGUCGUCCAGGAGGGCGCGAGGCUUGAGGCCCGUCUGCCGCUCUGCGUCAUGUACGUGUUUAUUGCCUGCCAGAAUCGACGUUCCAGCACACAGCAUUGUCCGGCCCGUCUGUCCUCCGCGCUGCUUUUGGGCGGGCUCAAGUGCGCUGGCGAGCCAUACUCGCACACAAUCGGAGGCUGGUGCUAAUUGCGGGCCUUAUUGGCCCACGGGAAACGCGCCCAGCCCAGGAACUCUCUGAAGCUUUAAUUCCCUCUCUUCGCAAAAGUAUCCUGUUGCCCGCUCCCAAUCAUGUACUUUGGCCGAUCGCAGAUUCACACGCCGAUUCCAGCCGCCCCUGAGUCGCUGGGCAGGCUCGUCGACAGCAUCUUUGGUUCGCGCAGCACAUCCGCCGCCGAGUCGCGUCGC